Molecule: messenger RNA, 2926 nt
Organism: Notothenia coriiceps (black rockcod)
Lineage: Eukaryota; Metazoa; Chordata; Actinopteri; Perciformes; Nototheniidae
Product: tyrosine-protein phosphatase non-receptor type 9-like
Exons: 2
Coding region: 18-464 (148 amino acids)
Biological process (GO): protein dephosphorylation
Molecular function (GO): protein tyrosine phosphatase activity
Source: RefSeq, a predicted model, not a curated record
UCUUUCUGUGGUCCUUUAUGGCUUUUCUUCAGUCUGGGGAGCGACGGGAGGUGUGCCACUACCUCUAUGUCAGCUGGCCAGACUUUGGGGUCCCCAAAUGUGCUACAGCCAUGUUGGACUUCCGUGAGCAUGUCCUGAGGAGGAGGGAGGCUGCGGUCCAGAGCCUGGGCUCCAGCUGGACGGGCCCUCCAGGGGGCCCCCCUGUGGUUGUGCACUGCAGUGCCGGCAUUGGCCGCACAGGCACGUUCUGUACACUGGACAUCUGCCUGUCCCGGCUGGAGGACAUCGGCUCGGUGGACAUCCGUCAGACGGUGCGACGGAUGCGCACACAGAGGGCUUUCAGCAUCCAGACCUGGGACCAGUACUACUUCUGCUACACAGCAGUCAUCGAGUAUGCCCAGCGCAAUGGAAAACUGAGCCCAGUGCAGUGGUCCGACUCAGACCUAGAGACUGACAGCGAGUGAGGGACGCACGUACAAUAAAACGAGUGGGAUAGCCAACAUAAGCCGAAAUCAUAGGAAUGACAGAAUGAAGAUCCAGAGGAGAAGAGCGAGAAAAAAAAAAAAAAAGACUGAUGAUGGAUUUCUAGUUUCGGCUCUCGAUGUAAAGACUCAGACUCACAGUUGCUCUUCCUUCGCAUGAAUUGAUAGACGGAGGAGGUGGAGAGCUGGAGAUAUAACAUGCAGGGAGUGGAGACCGUGCAUUGCGUCACCGAUGAAGCAAGCUGUCCUGCCAAUUUCCGAGCCCCUUUUUAUUUAGCAAACUGCGAGGGGACUUGGCCUGCCCUGAACCUGUCUUGUUGACAAGAGAGUUGUACGAGUUGUAGCAUUUUUUUUAUAUUGACUUGCACAUGAGGAAUGACAAACUUGAAAUCUUUCCCUUGAAGCCCUCCAAACCCCAGUCUUGUUCCUUUUUUAUUUUAUUUCAUCCUUUUCAACCCUGAACAUCUCUGUGAUGACAGAGGAAAUGUGAAGGGUGUAAAAAGGUGAAACUUAAAAACCUUCUUUUUUUUUCAGAGGAAAUGCUUGUGUGAGCAAAUGGUCGUAAGCGACAGUAGAUCAGUGUGUGAGCCAUUUAGUCCGUUUCCGGUUUUUCUUUUUUUUUCAUGUCCUUUUUUUUCUAUGGUGCAUUUUCUACUUGUGUUUCAUAUUUGUGCAUAUGUAGACUAACUUUUCAAAGCCAAAGUCCUCACCCUGAAUGCUUGGAUGUACUCCUUACUGAGAUAUUAUAGACUGAAGCCCAUGUAUAUUCUUGUAACAUACAUUUAUACAUUAUUGUGCAUAAUAACAACCUCUAAAAGAAGAGCAAAAAAAGCCUUGUUUAAUACAAAUUGACUUAACCAUCAGAAGAAAUAUCUAUGUAGCGAGCCAGGCUUUGACAAAAUACAGAAAAGAGUUCUGUUAUCAAAAAUGAUAUCAUAUUGCGAAUCUGUGGGAUUUAUCAGGUCUUACAUCAUCUUUACUGUUGGAGCGUUCUGAUUGGACGGUCUUAAGUAAUUUGGCCUUAACUUGAUUCACUGCCUCGUCAUUCUCAGACCGAAACCAUAUCUGAAACUGUAAACUUUAAUUUCCCCUUUUGUUCUUUCCCUUUUUAAAUCUUACUCCCUUAAUACCACAACUGUUGUUUUUAAUUCUCGGGGCAUAUUCUGCCUCAGAUAAUUGUGCCUUCAAGUUUCCUUGGCUUAAUGUCUCGCUAGUAUAGUAAUAACACCCAAACGAGUGCACUUCAUUAGUACACGUUGACUAUGUUCCAGACAGGACACCCACAUUUUGCCUAUAGUCCUGUACAUAGUGCACUACUCGUGAAUAACGGGAGAGUAGUGAGUAACCUGGGACUAAGCUCUGGUUUGAGACAUGGCUAUUCUCUUAUCAUUUGACCUCAGGGGGUAAUUCUAGUGUUUUUGCCUAGUGUCAAAGUUCCAUUUCUGGGUUUGCCUCUGGUAAAUUAUCAUUUAAGAAAAAAAAGUAUAUCAACUUUAUUUUGUAUUUUUUACUGUAUUGUAUCCUACUAUAUUUAUGUCUUUGUAAAACUUCUACAAUAUUGAAAUCAUUGAAUGUUGGUACGAGGCUACAAAGAAAAACAGAGUAGUUAAAGCAUUUGAUAAGCUGAACAAAUCAGAUGGGGAGUGAAAUAUAUUUUUUGUUUUUCACAAUGAGAUUUUGGUGGAAAGUGUCACUUGCCAUUGUAUUUUCAGAACUGACUUGUAUAAAUGUUGAUUGUUCAAUUCUAGGAAAAUAGAGGGGGGGGGGGGGGGGUCAGGGGAAGCUAACAAGUAUGUUUUUAGACAGCUUAUUGUUAAACUCAAUAACAAUUAACUUCUUUUUCGUCUGGUACCCAAUGCCAAGGACAAGACAAAAGAGAGCUACCAAGACAACAAAAAGAGCAAAAAAAUACAAGCAGCUGCCAUUUUUGUUCACAGAAGUCCAGCCUGGUGUCUAUGAGUACAAAAAUAUAUUUAUAAAGGGUAAAGGUUUAUCAGCAUGGAAAGCGAGCCUUGAAUGUUUUCUGGAUAAUGGAUUCCGAGCAAUUAAGUCAGACAGACGGUGAUAUUGUUGGUGAAUGUGGACCCUGCAUCCCUCAAUACCAAAGGCCCAGGCUCACCCUAAAGAAUCUUUCCUCUCACACAGCAACAAGUGCAAACAAGCAUGGACCUACCAAUGCAGCCUUGCAUCCACGGACACAAAGACUGGAGCACCUCGGGAACAUUACUAAAGAUUUGAAGAUACAAAAUGGGAGAUUGUGUGUGUAAAAGACUGGUCCCUCUGCUACAAUAAUUAGUUGUAUGAGAAACAGAGAAUGCAACAUGCGUUUGUCAUUGGUGUUCAUUUAAUGUUUUCUUAUGUGCUUUAAGUUCUCGUGAAUUAUGGCCUUUUACAUGUCAGCCCGGCUGUCCCAUUAAAGCAACGGUAUUACUAUCUUGAAUGAG